AUGGUUUUGAAAAGACCAACCGCUGAUAAUGUUCACAACGAUUUUGACGUUGAACAUGUCAUCCACAACGCAUCUGUCUCUGACAAGAUAUCUUUGCUCUCUGGCCGAGACUUUUGGCACACGAACCCUCUCCCAGCGUUCAAUAUCCCAUCCGUGCGUGUCAGCGACGGCCCAAACGGCGUACGAGGAACAAAAUUCGUCGACGGCGUGCCAGCAGCAUGUCUACCUUGCGGAACCGGCCUAGCAGCUACCUGGGACCAGGAUCUGCUAUACAAGGCAGGCAAACUGAUAGGUAACGAGUGCAUAGCUAAAGGCGCACACUGCUGGCUAGGUCCUACAGUCUGUAUUCAACGCUCUCCUCUAGGUGGCCGCGGCUUCGAGUCAAUGGCAGAGGAUCCCUAUGCAACAGGCAAACUAGCUGCUGCGUACAUCAAAGGCGUACAGUCGACGGGCGUUGUGUCGGUCAUCAAGCACUGGCUUGCAAAUGAUCAAGAACACGAAAGAGUUGGCGUCAACGUUGUUGCUAGUGAGCGUGCGUUGAGGGAGGUUCAUAUGCUCCCUUUCCAGAUCGCGCUUAGUGAUGCAGCGCCGGGGGGUGUUAUGGCUUGCUAUAAUAAAGUCAAUGGCACACAUGUUUCAGAGAACCGGGAUUAUCUCGAUGCUUUGCUCCGUAAAGAGUGGCAGUGGAAGGGUCUGAUCAUGAGCGAUUGGUUCGGUACUUAUUCUACAACCGAGGCCAUUAAUGCAGGGCUGGAUCUCGAGAUGCCGGGGCCAACGAGGCAACGCGGCCAGCUUCUCGACCUUGCAGUGUCCAAUCGAAAAGUAUCUCGAUCAACCAUAGAUACUCGAGCAAGAAACGUUCUCGAAUUCAUCCAAAGAUGCACAAAGGUUCCUGUUGCUGCGGAGGAAGGAGGACGCGACUUUCCUGAAGACAGGCAGCUCAACCGAAAGCUCGCCGGUGACAGCGUUGUCUUGUUGAAGAAUGAAGGUAACCAACUGCCCCUUAAGAGACCUUUCAAAAGCAUUGCUUUGAUUGGACCAAACAUGAAGACUACUUCGUUCUGUGGAGGUGGCUCUGCCCAUCUUCAGCCUUACUACACUGUUUCUCCUUACGAAGGGAUCGUGGCCCAACUACCGCCUGAUGUUGAGGUACGAUACGAAGUCGGUGCUACAGCAAAUGGGUGGAAUCCUCUCCUACAAGACAAUAUGAUCACCACGCCAGAGGGAUCACCAGGAAUGCGAAUACGCUUCUACAGUCAGAGCCCCAGUGUACCCAAGCGCGAGAUUGUUGACCAGAGCCAUCUGCCUGAUUCAUCUUGGCUUCUUAUGGGCUACUCGCAUCCGAAACUAGACAAGCUCUUCUACGCAACUGUAGAAGGCGAUCUGGUCAUUCAACAAUCCGGACUAUUUGAGUUUGGCCUGGCAGUUUAUGGCUCUGCGCGACUCUAUGUCGAUGACCAGCUCUUGAUCGAUAACAGUCAUGUCCAGCGAGGCGGUACAUUCUUCUUCGGCAAAGGAACUGUUGAGGAAAAGGCUCAGAUGCACCUUGUUCAAGGUCAGAAGUACCGCAUCACUGUUGAGUAUGAAAGUGCACCAUCUUCCAAGCUCGUCAAGCCAGGCGUAGUCAAUUUUGGUGGUGGGGCUGGAAGAGUUGGUCUAGCGAGUGCUGUUGACCCUGAAGUCGGCAUCCAAAAAGCCGUCUCAGUAGCUCUACAGUCAGACGUGACCAUUCUUUGUGUUGGGAUGACAAGUGAUCAAGAAUCUGAAGGCUUUGACAGGCCUCACAUGGAUCUUCCUGGAUCGCUACCUCAACUUGCCUCGGCCGUCUUGGCAGCGGUCCCAAACGCUAUCGUUGUGACGCAGAGCGGCACUCCAUUCAGCAUGCUCUGGGCUGAAAAGGCCAAGACCCAUUUACAUGCUUGGCUAGCUGGGAACGAGACUGGAAACGGUAUUGCUGAUGUUUUAUUUGGCGCAACCUGCCCCAAUGGAAAACUCCCGCUUUCAUUUCCACGCCGUCUACAAGAUACACCCACGUUCUUGAACUUUGGUAGUGAGAGGGGGCGUGUUAUCUACGGCGAGGAUAUUUAUAUUGGCUAUCGGUACUACGAAAAGGUCGAUCGAGACGUACUAUAUCCUUUUGGCCAUGGUCUCUCUUACACCACAUUUACCUACGACAAGUUGAACGUUGCAUCCUCUCACGUGAGCUUCGAAAUCACCAACUCUGGUUCUGUGCCUGGAGCUGAAGUCUCUCAGCUUUACAUUGCCGCUGACGAGGUCACAUCUUCCAUCCAGAGACCUAAGAAAGAGUUGAAGGGUUUCAAGAAAACAUAUCUGCAACCUGGCGAGGCUCGGAGGGUGGAGAUUCCACUGGAUCGACUCACCACAUCGUUUUGGGAUGAGGAAUUACAUUGCUGGGUGAGUGAAAGAGGUGUGUAUAGGGUAUUAGUAGGAUCGAGUAGUAAGGAAAUCUUGCUUGAAGGAGAUUUGCCUGUGCGAGAAACUAGUAGAUGGAGUGGGCUUUGA
This is a messenger RNA of Fusarium venenatum, 2523 nucleotides long. RefSeq names its product glycosyl hydrolase family 3 N terminal domain-containing protein. Gene Ontology annotation, biological process: glucan catabolic process. Gene Ontology annotation, molecular function: beta-glucosidase activity. NCBI's taxonomy places the organism in Eukaryota, Fungi, Ascomycota, Sordariomycetes, Hypocreales, Nectriaceae. The record is from RefSeq and is a predicted model, not a curated record.